Molecule: messenger RNA, 3001 nt
Organism: Pogona vitticeps (central bearded dragon)
Lineage: Eukaryota; Metazoa; Chordata; Lepidosauria; Squamata; Agamidae
Gene: NUDT12
Product: nudix hydrolase 12
Biological process (GO): NAD+ catabolic process; NADP+ catabolic process
Cellular component (GO): peroxisome; cytosol
Molecular function (GO): protein binding; NADH pyrophosphatase activity; metal ion binding
Source: RefSeq, a predicted model, not a curated record
AAUUUGUGUGUUGUUUCGUAUCGCCCACACACGGCUGCCCUUUAUCUCGGAGGAAAAUCUCGUUGUAGGUUUCUCUCAAAGAGAAAGAACCGUUAGCAUUUAGGCUGCGUGGGAAGAGCCCGGGGCCGAGAAGGUGGUGGCGCUCGGCAGAGAGGAUGAUGAAGAGGCGGUGGUUCCUCGCCCUCGGAUCAGGCAUUACUAAGUGCCCAGAGCACGGAUUUCAAAGCCUUUCCGGGCAUGACCUGCGGGGUUGCAGCCUUUAAGCACGCUUAGCGGAAAGGAAAUCCCCUAAGAUCAUUGGGACUUACUUCUGAAUGAACAUGCUUAGGACAAGGGUGUGAACGGACAUCUCGUCCGCUGUGCUGUUUGUGGAUGUGAAACGUGGCUGUGGAAAACAUCCGGCUUUAUACUGGAUGUGCCCCUGAACGUACACAGUGCCAGAUAGACACACAGACAUAUUAGGAUAGAUAAUGGCAAAUAUCCAAGAAAAUCCAAAACAACAGUUGAUUUCUGAGCUUCACAAUUUUGCUGCAGUUGGAGACCAAACCAGGCUUGUGGCUCUGCUCAGCCAUUCUCCAUCACUUAUCAAUGAAACGGCAAAGAAUGGUUGGACGGCACUAAUGUAUGCUGCUAGAAAUGGACACUUUGAAAUUGUGCGGGCUCUUCUUGAAAGGGGGUGUGAUAAGUUCAUAACUAAUGCAUCAAACCAGACUGCCUUGGACAUUGCUCGAUUUUGGGGUUACAAGAACAUAGCUAACUUAUUGUCUGAUGUAAAGGAUGGCCUGCAGCCAUUUCUCCUGACCAGUGAAGUCAGAGAGCAUGAAAACUAUUUUUCUAGGACAUUACUGGAUAGAAAGAGUGAAAAGAGGGUAGAUUCUGAAUGGCUAAACAUGAAACAGAAGCAGCCAACCACUGUUUACAUCAUUUUUUCAAAUUUAAGCCCAUUGGUCACAUCCGAUGAUGACAGUGAGGACAGUUUUCGCUUUCCAAAAACUAAACUUUGUCGGCUUUGCUACAAAGAUGUAAAGGAAUAUCUGAAACCAUCUGGAGCCAUCACAUUAGUUUUUCUUGGAGUAGAACUUCAGAGGAAAAACAGCUUGCUUCCAACCGUGCAUGGACAAGAUUCAAAUGAAAGUGAAGAUGAUAAGUUAGUGGCUUGGUUUGCUCUCAAGAUGGAUGCUGCUACUGCUGACAGAUUUCUACAGGAGCAUCCAGGCUGUUAUUUUCUUCAUCCACCAAUGCCUUCUCUGCUUCAGUUAUUUGAAUAUGAAGCCGGAGUUAUAGCACAGGCUAGAUCUGUUUUAGCCUGGGAUAGCCGGUAUCAGUUCUGUCCAACAUGUGGCAGUGCAACUAAAUUGGAAGAUGGAGGCUACAAGAAAUCAUGCUUAAAAGAAGAUUGUCUCAGCCACCAGGGAAUACACAAUACGUGCUACCCAAGAGUUGAUCCUGUAGUGAUAAUGCAAGUUAUUCAUCCAGAUGGUAACCACUGCCUUCUGGGAAGAAAGAAAACCUUUCCUCCACACAUGUAUAGUUGUCUUGCUGGAUUUGUAGAACCUGGAGAGACAAUUGAAAAUGCUGUUCGAAGAGAAGUAGAUGAGGAAAGUGGAGUUAAAGUGGGCCAUGUUCAGUAUGUCUCUUGUCAACCGUGGCCGAUGCCCUCCUCUCUAAUGAUUGGGUGUAUAGCAGCCGCAGUGUCUACAGAAAUUAAAGUUGACAACAUUGAACUAGAAGAUGCCCGCUGGUUCAGUAGAGAACAGGUUGUUGAAAUUGUCAGUAAGCGGAACCAGAGUGCUUUUCUUGUACCACCACAUCAAGCCAUUGCCCACCAGUUGAUAAAGCACUGGAUCGGAAUGAGUGCCAAUCUUUAAAAUCCAAGUGGAUGCAUCCUAUCUUGUAUCACAUCUGCCGGUGUCCAUAUGUCGGGAUGAAACUUGGUUCAGUAAACUAUGUGUGAUCAUAAUGUUGUAGUUUUAAUCCAUUAGUCCACAAAACAUAUUUGUAGAUGUGAUUUUUUUUCCUUUAAGUUUCCCAAAAUCUCCUACUGCUUAGUUUCUGAAAGAAAGGGGGGCAGGGGAAGGGAACUAAGAAUUUUUCAAGUUUCAGUCUCUUUUGAUUGUUUCAUUUCUGGUUGCUCUUGAUUUUAUUAGUGCUUUGUUUAUUUACAACUAUCUGAUUUUAAGUUUUCCAGGCUGUUGCUUUUGGCUUUAUCCCAUAGCUGAAAUGGUUCCAUCUAAAGUCAUUCAGCCAUUCCUCAAAGACCAGCACAGAGGAAAUCAAUUUUUCUGUGGUGUAAAAAAGCAUUACAAGGAACUCAAUUUUGAGGGCCUGCUGCUCCUGUGUAUUGCAACAGGCCCUCAAAAUUGGUUCAUGGAUACCUGUAUUUCAAGACUGUUUUUCUCACAGGAGAGUAGCAUUUGAGAUUGAGAAGGACAGUAUGUAAUCAGCAAAGUAUCCUCUCUGGGAUUUUACCAGAAGAUAGUACUUGCGGAUAACAUCCCUAAGCCUUGUGCUGCUGAAAAAGCCAUUUUGAAGUGAUUACUCAAAGUACAGUGUAUUCAGAUAACAUGCUGUUACAUCAUGUUGAGGUUGCUGUGCUUACAGAAAGAUGGCUGAGGACAGCAACCUUUUCCCUGCACUUGUCACAGGUGUGUAGUAUUUCUCAGCAGUGAUUUGGCCCAUGUGAAGUAGAAAGUGUCGACCAUUUCCUAACAUGCUUUUCAACACAAUAUGCUUAAUAUAUUGCAUAUAUUUUAGAGCAGGAAAGGAUAACUUGGAUGGAUCCAGGGGCCCAAUUAUCAUUCUCUGAUCCUGCCACAGGCUCUACAAAGCCCCACAGGGACUGUAAGGUAAAGGUAAAGUUUCCCCUUGACAAUCUGUCCAGUCGUGUCCGACUCUAGGGGACAAUGCUCAACACAACCCAUAGAGCAAGUGUUUGUCCAAAGACAGUCUUCUGUGGUCACGUGGCCAGCACAACUAGACACAGAAUGCCGUUUACCUUCCC